AUUGCUUUUUUGGAGACAACAGGAGUAAAGGCGCAGCUCUCCACCAUUUCCAUGGAGACCUACAUAGAUGCUGUGUCUUCAAUUUUAAAGCACAAAUAGCAUAGAUUCCAUGUCAUAAUUAUAAGCUCCCAUGUCCAUGUCCUUUUCUUCAAGGAAAGAGAGAGAAAGCUCGAAGCAAAGUACUGAUUGAAUGAAAGCAGAGCAAGCCAGGAAGCGUGGCAUGGGUGAAAUCAUUACAAUCUCUUCAAGAGAAAGGCUUGGGAUCAUAGGCACAGUUUUCAAUCAUGGCAGAGAUCGUAUAAUCAUCUCACUGUAAUUGCAGCAAGUGAAAGAGAAAGCUUCUUCUUUGAGAAAGCAAAGAAAGAAGAGCUAUAUAUUGAAACAAGAGCGAAAAAGCAGGGAUUUUGCAUCUUCUUAGUUAGAAAAAGAGUGGGAGAGAGAAGAGGUUGAUGAGGAAGUUAUCCCUUUAAUUUCAGUGCUGCAGAAAGGUUUUCCUGAAAAGAAAAAGAGAAGGGAGAGAUAGAUUGAGGAAGAUGGAGGUGAAGAAAGAAGAAUAAAGUGGGAAAGUGAUAAGCUGAAAAAGUAAGGCAAGGCUUUCUAUCUGCAACAGGACACAUGUGCAAGAUGGCCUCAAGUGUUUCUCUGAGUGGGGAAGUGUUUUAGAUGUAGAUUCCAAAAACACCAUCUCCUUUCUCUUCUCUCCUUUUCUCUCUUCUUGGGACUACCAAUCCUUUUUAUAAAAAUUCAUCAUGGAGUUUUCAAAUAUGCUUGAUCUCCAUACCCACCCUGAGCAGAGAUUCUUCCUCCAUGCCUCAACAUCUCCAGACUGCACCCAUGGCUCAUUACUUAAUGGUAUUGAGCUCAUUCCAACUUCUGGAGAUGAACAGCAUGUCAUAGAUCCAGUUUCUCUCACAACUUCUCAUCAUCACAUUUUUCAAGAUCUUGGUUUUCAGUGGGGCAGCCAUUGCCAGACCUCAACACAACAGUUAUCUUCUGAAGUAAAACAUGAAGAUCAUACACAACUAGAUGAACUCAGCAGUUAUCAACUUUCACGUCCUCCUCUCAUUCAUGGAAGCUUAGGGUUUGAUCAUUUGUGUUAUGGAACACUUCUUCCUGGUGUAAACAUGCAGACUGCAUAUAUGGCUUCCAUGGAGACAUCAUUAGGUUUGGACAUGGAGGCUCUGGAUACCUUGUCAUCAACAAGAUAUGGCAGGAUUGCUCCUUGCCAAUCUUCUAACAUUAAUGGUUCUAUAAAUGUUGAUAAUAUGAGCUAUGAGCUUCUGCACCAGUGGCAUCAUCCAGCUCAUGGAGGUUUCAUGAAUCUUCAGGAGAUUCCAACAUCAAUCAAUGGAGGACUCACUGAUGGAAAGGGAGCAAACUGCAGCAGCCUCGAUCAUCUCAGACCGUCGAAGAAGCCGCGCUUUGAUCCGCGUCCUUCUCUCCCGCCUUUUAAGGUUAGGAAGGAGAAGUUGGGAGACAGGAUUGCAGCACUUCAGCAGCUGGUUGCACCAUUUGGAAAGGUUUCAACUUCAAAUGAAAGAGAUGGCUCAAAGCCUGAUCUAAGAAGCAGAGGACUUUGUCUUGUUCCAUUGUCAUGCACUUCAUAUGUUACAAAUGAUAAUGCAAUUUGGUCACCUCCUAAUUUUAGGUGAAGCUCCUCAAGUUAAAAUGUACUGAUGGUAUAUGUGCUUUAAAGGAUGUCAAUUAUGUUGAUAUUUGUCAAUCAUACAAAAAUAUUGGUGCAUACCCUUGU
Phalaenopsis equestris is the source of this 1753-nucleotide messenger RNA. RefSeq lists its product as uncharacterized. Gene Ontology annotation, biological process: regulation of transcription by RNA polymerase II. Lineage: Eukaryota; Viridiplantae; Streptophyta; Magnoliopsida; Asparagales; Orchidaceae. Gene Ontology annotation, cellular component: nucleus. The record is from RefSeq and is a predicted model, not a curated record. Gene Ontology annotation, molecular function: RNA polymerase II cis-regulatory region sequence-specific DNA binding; DNA-binding transcription factor activity, RNA polymerase II-specific; protein dimerization activity.